Messenger RNA from Vigna radiata var. radiata (mung bean), 765 nucleotides. RefSeq lists its product as uncharacterized. NCBI's taxonomy places the organism in Eukaryota, Viridiplantae, Streptophyta, Magnoliopsida, Fabales, Fabaceae. The coding region runs from base 1 to 765 and encodes 254 amino acids. The transcript has 2 exons. The record is from RefSeq and is a predicted model, not a curated record.
AUGACAAGGAGAAAAAGGAAGUCAGCAAAGGAGAUAAUUAAAAUUGGGAGCAGUGAUGAUGAAGAUAAGGAAAGAAUGCAUGAUCAUGAGGUUAAUGAACAGAAGAGCCAAGAAGAGAAAAUAGAAGAGAAAAAAGGGAAGGAAAAAGACAGUUACCAAGAGCCAUUUAGAGAAAUUUUCAAUCAAGUAACUAUUACUCCUGGAGCAUCCUCACAAAUUCCUGAGUAUGACAAGAGAAUCAAGUAUUAUCUGGGAGAGGUGAUUGAUCUUGAUGAUGAAGGCGAUCAGGGCUGGUUGGUUACGCCUAGAAAGAAGGACGAUCCGCAAAAAUUGAAGGAUCCAGGGACUUUGGCGCUUCCUUGUGUUAUCAAUGACGUGGACAUAGGGAGAGCCAUAAUUGAUUCCGGAGCAAGUGUUAAUUUGAUGACUUUUAGUGCUUUCAAAAGGAUUGGAGGGCUAAAAUUAAAACCAGCAAACACUACCCUAACGAUUGCGGAUGGAUCUAUUAAGAAGCCAAUCGUUGUGGAAAUAGCCAAUGAGGGAAGAAUUCCGAUAAUAUUGGGAAGACCUUUCAUGAGGACUUCUAAGAUGGUCAUACCUAUCCAUGAGGGAGGAAUAAAGCUAAGAGAUCAUGACCAAGUAAUGUUAAUUUAUGNCUCUGAGGAAACCAAGAUGAGAGCGAUAAGAAGAGCCAAAUACAAAAGGGCCAGAAGAGAAGCUGCAAAAGAAGAAAACAUCACAGGUAUUGAAUAUCGUAACAAUUGA